Penicillium daleae is the source of this 468-nucleotide messenger RNA. RefSeq lists its product as uncharacterized. Bases 1 to 468 code for a protein of 155 amino acids. Lineage: Eukaryota; Fungi; Ascomycota; Eurotiomycetes; Eurotiales; Aspergillaceae. The transcript has 2 exons. The record is from RefSeq and is a predicted model, not a curated record.
AUGCCACCACCAUCCAACCACAGGGCCGAUAUCGAGCCCCCAGAGGAGAUCACCACCGAAGCCGCCAAAGGAUUCAUGACGGGCGUAUUCCGCUUCGGCUCCGUCUCCAUCCUAGCACACAUGAUAAUGAUCCUCCCACACCCCUUCACCUUCACGACACCAACAUCACAAACCACCACCACGCCCGAAUCCCACCCCCGUCCCCGCCCAUCACCCUUCUCCCGCGAAUACCUCCGCUCGCGCCUCUUCUACAAACCACUAGAAGGAUUCUCAGAGUGGCUCUCGCCCGCGUCGCGGGUGUACCGUGGCCUGACGCCGCAGUUCAAGGUGUUUCUGCAGAUUGCGGCGAUGACCCUGGGGGGAUGUAUUUGGGCCGAGAGACGGGUUAACGAGUAUAUUGAGAUUAUGAGGCGGAUUAAGCGUGCGGAGCGGCUUCAGGCGCAGCGGGAGCAUGGGUCUCGGCCGUGA